Drosophila bipectinata is the source of this 3168-nucleotide messenger RNA. The record is from RefSeq and is a predicted model, not a curated record. Lineage: Eukaryota; Metazoa; Arthropoda; Insecta; Diptera; Drosophilidae.
AUGAAAUUGUCUCUAAUCUGCAUUUGUGUGAGUCUUGCGCUCAUACAGAUUGUAGGCGUCACAGGACAGUGCGAUGAUGGAUCGAUGGAUAAUACAAACCCUGGUGAUAACACAGGACCCCUAGAUCUCGGCGAUGGCCCUGUAAAUGAGUUCGAUCCCGAAUAUGACAACCCCGAUUGUGAGAACCCCGAUUAUCAGGACCCCCAAUGUUACGAUGACUCGUGGACCACAACCAAAAAACCAAAGAAAAAGAAGCGAACAACUACAACAAAACGACCCAAAAAGAAAACCACCAAACGAACCACAACCAAAAGAACCCGAGCGCCUAAAACUACUACAAGUGUUCCUGAUACCACGGAUUCGAGCCCCCCAGUAACAACUCCAUCGUGUCCUGACGCAACUUCACAAUUAACUACAGUUACCGAUACAUCCACCCAGUCGAGUACUGACACUACACCGCCCAUAUGUGCCGACUCUACGACUGUAGCACCGACAGACAGUCCAACCUGUAGGCCUCCGCCACCAACUUGCAAUCCUCCUCCAACCAGUACAACUAUUACACCCCCGCCUCCCACAUGCAAUCUUCCACCUUCAACGCCGCCACCUACAUGCAAUCCUCCGCCAACCACGACAACAAGUGCACCACCACCCCCAACCUGCAAUCCUCCGGAAACCACUCCAAAGAACACUCCACCUCCUCCAACUUGCAAUCCUCCUCCAACCACGCCGAAGAUUACUCCAACCACGCCGAAGGUUACACCACCACCUCCAACUUGCGCUCCUCCCCCAACAACGCCGAAAGUUACACCACCGCCCCCGACAUGCAAUCCUCCGGAAACCACGCCCAGGAUUACUCCACCACCUCCAACCACGCCGAAUGUUACACCACCACCCCCGACUUGCAGUCCUCCGGAAACCACGCCAAAAGUAACACCACCUCCUCCAACUUGCAAUCCUCCGCCAACCACCCCGAAGGUUACACCACCGCCCCCAACAUGCAAUCCUCCUGAAACCACGCCAAAGAUUACUCCAACCACGCCGAAGGUUACACCACCACCUCCAACUUCCGCUCCUCCCCCAACAACGCCAAAAGUUACACCACCGCCCCCGACAUGCAAUCCUCCGGAAACCACGCCCAGGACUACUCCACCACCUCCAACCACGCCGAAGGUUACACCACCACCCCCAACUUGCAAUCCUCCGGAAACCACGCCAAAAGUAACACCACCUCCUCCAACUUGCAAUCCUCCGCCAACCACGCCAAAGGUUACACCACCGCCCCCAACAUGCAAUCCUCCUGAAACCACGCCAAAGAUUACUCCAACCACGCCGAAGGUUACACCACCACCUCCAACUUCCGCUCCUCCCCCAACAACGCCAAAAGUUACACCACCGCCCCCGACAUGCAAUCCUCCGGAAACCACGCCCAGGAUUACUCCACCACCUCCAAACACGCCGAAGGUUACACCACCACCCCCGACUUGCAGUCCUCCGGAAACCACGCCAAAAGUAACACCACCUCCUCCAACUUGCAAUCCUCCGCCAACCACCCCGAAGGUUACACCACCGCCCCCAACAUGCAAUCCUCCUGAAACCACGCCAAAGAUUACUCCAACCACGCCGAAGGUUACACCUCCACCUCCAACUUGCGCUCCUCCCCCAACAACGCCGAAAGUUACACCACCGCCCCCGACAUGCAAUCCUCCGGAAACCACGCCCAGGAUUACUCCACCACCUCCAACCACGCCGAAGGUUACACCACCACCCCCAACUUGCAGUCCUCCGGAAACCACGCCAAAAGUAACACCACCUCCUCCAACUUGCAAUCCUCCGCCAACCACGCCGAAGGUUACACCACCGCCCCCAACAUGCAAUCCUCCUGAAACCACGCCAAAGAUUACUCCACCACCUCCAACCACGCCGAAGGUUACACCACCACCUCCAACUUGCGCUCCUCCCCCAACAACGCCGAAAGUUACACCACCGCCCCCGACAUGCAAUCCUCCGGAAACCACGCCAAAGGUUACUCCACCACCUCCAACCACGCCGAAGGUUACACCACCGCCCCCAACAUGCAAUCCUCCUGAAACCACGCCAAAGAUUACUCCACCACCUCCAACCACGCCGAAGGUUACACCACCACCUCCAACUUGCGCUCCUCCCCCAACAACGCCGAAAGUUACACCACCGCCCCCGACAUGCAAUCCUCCGGAAACCACGCCAAAAGUAACACCACCUCCUCCAACUUGCAAUCCUCCGCCAACCACGCCGAAGGUUACACCACCGCCCCCAACAUGCAAUCCUCCUGACACCACGCCAAAGAUUACUCCAACCACGCCGAAGGUUACACCACCACCCCCGACUUGCAGUCCUCCGGAAACCACGCCAAAAGUAACACCACCUCCUCCAACUUGCAAUCCUCCGCCAACCACGCCAAAGGUUACACCACCGCCCCCAACAUGCAAUCCUCCUGAAACCACGCCAAAGAUUACUCCAACCACGCCGAAGGUUACACCACCACCCCCGACAUGCAAUCCUCCGGAAACCACUCCAAAAGUAACACCGUCUCCUCCAACUUGCAAUCCUCCGCCAACCACCCCGAAGGCUACACCACCGCCCCCAACACUACCUCCAACCACGACAACAAGUGCACCACCGCCCCUAACAUGCAAUCCUCCUUCAACCACGACAAGUACUCCAUCGUCCCCAACUUGCAAUCCCACGAUAACUACUCCAAGAAUUACACCUCCAACAACAACUCCAACAACUACUCCAAGAACCACUCCAACAACACCAACCACUCCUCAACCUACGGUUCCAACUCACCGUCCUUGUCCGUGUCAGCCAAGCCCCUCAAACCCAAAUCCUCCACCUUGGUGGUAUCCAUUCCCCAUUUAUCCGAAUCCUUUGUGGCCUUGGCUGCCAUCUCCAUAUCCCAAACCCUUUCCACAAUGGCCUGGCUCACCCCCAUCUCUACCAGGACCUCAAUGGCCAAAUAAUCCUAACUGGCCAGAGCCCCAGCCGUCUCCUAACUGGCCCUGGCCAUGGCCUAAGCCUCCUGUGGUAGUCCCCAAUGGCAAUGGCUGUGAGAACAUUUGUGAGAACCUCUUGAAGGGAGUUAAGUACCAGGAAGAUCUAAUCAAGAAGUGCUUGUGUCCUCGCUCAUAA